UAUGACUGGCUGAGAGAUUCAGUGGAUUUACCCUGAAGCUGCUCAACCUUUCUUUAACAAAACCCAGACGAAAAAAAGAUUGAAAAUGGCUAAAGGGAUCAACAUGAUUUGUUUUGCUGUAGUACUAACAGGCGUGGGAGCGUCUGCCUUUUCAGGGAAGAGCCACAGCGGAGGGAAGAACAACACUGUGCUGCAGUACGUUGUUAACAACUCACUGAGGGAGCAUCCUGUUCUCACCAAACUCAGACUGAGAACUCUUGAAGACCGAUGGAACAUAAUGAUGGUUGCCAGUGAACAAGCCCAGUUCAUGGCAAAUCUCAUCAGACUGAUAAAUGCCACCAAAGCUAUUGAAAUUGGGAUGUACACAGGGUACAACGCACUGAGCAUGGCUUUGGCCAUGUCACAGAACGGAAGAGUUGUAGCUUGUGAAAUAGAAGACACUUAUGUGGACAUUGCCAAGCCGUUUUUUAAAGAGGCUGGAGUUGAAGAUAGGAUAGAUGUACGCCACGAAAUAGCCAUGAAGACACUGAAUGAACUGAUAGCAGCCGGGGAAGCCGGAACAUAUGACUUUGUGUUCAUCGAUGCUGAUAAGUUCAACUAUGACAGAUACUACGAGAAGUCCCUCAAGCUCAUACGAACGGGGGGCAUCAUUGCAAUUGACAAUGUGCUGUGGAGUGGGAAGGUCGUGAACCCUGCUCCCAAUGACCUCACCUCCCAGGCUCUCGAUGCCCUCAAUAAGAAGCUACACAACGACCAGAGGAUUGAUCUGAGCAUGCUCAUGGUGGGCGACGGGCUGACCAUUUGCAUUAAACGCUAAAAUCCUGUGGUGUUGAAAAUGUUAAAUAUGUCAUGUUGUUGCUUUGGCUUUGGUAUUAAACAUACAUAAAUACA
Messenger RNA from Gasterosteus aculeatus aculeatus (three-spined stickleback), 891 nucleotides. RefSeq names its product catechol-O-methyltransferase domain containing 1a (gene comtd1a). NCBI's taxonomy places the organism in Eukaryota, Metazoa, Chordata, Actinopteri, Perciformes, Gasterosteidae. Gene Ontology annotation, molecular function: O-methyltransferase activity; S-adenosylmethionine-dependent methyltransferase activity. The record is from RefSeq and is a predicted model, not a curated record.